Messenger RNA from Fonsecaea nubica, 1638 nucleotides. RefSeq lists its product as hypothetical. Lineage: Eukaryota; Fungi; Ascomycota; Eurotiomycetes; Chaetothyriales; Herpotrichiellaceae. Gene Ontology annotation, molecular function: oxidoreductase activity, acting on paired donors, with incorporation or reduction of molecular oxygen; iron ion binding; heme binding. The record is from RefSeq and is a predicted model, not a curated record. The transcript is spliced from 3 exons. Bases 1 to 1638 code for a protein of 545 amino acids.
AUGCCGAGCUCUCAGUACACAGCGUCGAUUGCAGCUGCGCUUUUCUUGUCCUUCGUGGUUUGGCUAGUUUCCUUCUCCCUGAAAUGGCGCCGACAUCGUGCGAAGUAUCGACAUCUACCGUGCCCACCGCACGACUUUUGGUGGGGUCAUCUGAAGAUCAUCGGCAUGGCGAAAAGGGAGAUGCCGCCUGGAUUCCAUUAUCAUGCAUUGAUGUACUAUAUCGGUGAAAAGUACAAGAUGCCACCGGUAUUCUACCUGGACUUGUGGCCGAUCAGCAACCCGUUGAUGCUUGUCCAUGAUCCUGAUGUGGCCCACCAAAUCACCCAAGCCAGGAGCCUUCCCAAGCAUCCCGUCAAUUCCAAGGUCUUGGGACCUUUGGUUGGCUCACAUUCAGUCGUGACUGCGGAAGGGCAAGAAUGGAAAAUGCUUCGGUCAAUCCUCAAUCCAGGCUUCUCAGCCCAGUAUCUUUCGACGUUGGUUUCUCUUCUCGUCCGACAUGGCCUCGUCUUCAAAGAUCGAAUAUCCGACUAUGCGUCGACCGGCGAAGUAUUCCCAAUCCAGGACACGGCCAUGGCCCUGACAAUCGACGUGAUCGGCGAGGUGGUGCUGGGAAAGAAUUUCGACUCUCAGCGUCAACCGAACGAGUUGACAAUGCACUUCAAAAAGGCGGUCUCCUGGGCAGGACCGAGCAUGGACGUCAUUUCUUGGAAUCUAAGCAGACCUUUCAAAUGGUGGCAUUGUGUGCAGCAGGACCGAAUCAUUGAGAAGAUGAUUCGCGAAAGACAUGCCGAGACGAGGGCCACGGAUUCUCACAGUACAAAAGCCGCCGUGGAUUUGUUCCUGCAGGCAUAUCGCGAGGAAAAGAUGGGAGCAUCGGGCAAGGGUGGACGCAGGACAGACGAGCUUGAUCCGGAAUUCCUGAACCUCGCACGCGACAAUGUCAAGACCCUGCUUCUAGGGGGCCACGACACAACUUCAUCCACAAUGGCCUACACUCUGGCCCUCCUCUCGGAACCCGAGAACACCCACGAACUUGCUCGCAUCCGCGCUGAACACGACGCUGUGUUCGGCCCAGACCCUACCGAAGCUGCGUCCAUGCUCCUCUCCGAUCCUCGACUGCUUAACAGCCUCCCACUCACGACCGCCGCGGUCAAGGAAUCCAUGCGCCUCUUUCCCGCAGCGAGCACCACGCGCACAACCAUGCCCAACCAUCCCGUCCAGACAGUGUCGUUCAGGGACCAACAGCUCCCACUCGCAGGCCAACAAAUCUGGGUCGCGCACUACGGCUUCGGCCAACGUGGCGACCUGUGGCCCCAACCCCGGAAAUUCAUCAUCGACCGCUUCAUGCCUAUGUCUGGCGAGACAUCACCACCUCCACCCCCAAAGGACGCAUGGCGCCCGUUCGAAAAGGGCCCGCGCGGCUGUCUCGGUCUGGAGCUGGCCAUGACGGAGCUCAGGCUAAUCCUAGUCCUACUAUGCCGCGAAUUUGACUUUGAGAUUGCCUACGCGGAAGACGCGCCGCGGGCUCCCCGAGAGCACGGCGUGCAGGGCGGAAGGGGAUAUCAGAUCAUCGAGUUCGCCGCGAAGCCCGUGGGGCAUAUGCCCGUGCGAGUUCGGCGGAGGGAGAAGAUUGUGUGA